This is a messenger RNA of Trichechus manatus latirostris (Florida manatee), 1820 nucleotides long. Its product is annotated as CMRF35-like molecule 8. Gene Ontology annotation, molecular function: transmembrane signaling receptor activity. Gene Ontology annotation, cellular component: plasma membrane. The record is from RefSeq and is a predicted model, not a curated record. NCBI's taxonomy places the organism in Eukaryota, Metazoa, Chordata, Mammalia, Sirenia, Trichechidae.
AUGGGAGCCUGUGGGCAGCUUCGGACAGCAGUCGAGGAGAGUAUGGAGCCUCCGUGUUACAAGAGGCACCCAACACUGUUGGAGAAGCCCCGGAUGAGGCAGGAACCUCACGGUGAAGAAAAUGACAAAUACUGGUGCAGACGACUGAUUAUUAGGCCAUGUGUCAAGAUUGUGGAGAACAGAGGGUCAAAAAGCAAGAAGGAAGGGCGGAUGUCCAUCAGGGACCAUCCUGCCCUGCUUAGCUUCAUAGUGACCAUGAGGAACCUCACAGUGGAGGAUGAAGGCACAUACUGGUGCGGGAUUGCUCUAAAAUGGCUCAAAGAUGGAGCAUAUCCGUUUGAUCCUGCCUUCCAGGCGGUGGUGUCUGUGUCCCCAGGUGAGCCCCUGCCCCACAGCAGCACCAGGGCUGCCAGAACAAGCUCAGGUCAGAAUGGCUGGGGCAGGUCUCAGGUCAGAGACUUGAGGAGAACUAUGCGUGCGUGUGUGUUUGUGAGUGUGUGUGUGAGUAUCUGUGUGUGUAAGACAGAGGGAGAGAGAGAGAGAAGUCCCAAGAGCAAUCUGCCUUCAACAUCAAGCACACCUACAAGUACCACGACUUCCACAACCACAACCGAAGGUCCACCUGUGCUGUCCACCACACUGACCACAGCGGGUGCCACCCACAGCACGAGCAGCCAGGAGAACUCCAAACAGAGCCAGAGCCUAAGGCAAGGUGCCCCAGUUCCCAUGACCUGGAGGUGGGCCUUCUCGGUCUGGGCUGCCUCCCCGAUGGUCGAUGGUCAUCCAAACAUGGCCUAGAUGAGGGUGGCACUCACAUCCCUGCAGUUGGAAUCUCUCAGCUCCCUCUGUCCCAGGCCAGGUUGGACGCCCCAGGCUCUGUAUUCCAGCUUGUGUAGCUGAGGCCACACUGGACCUGCACUGGACUUCCAGAGAGGGCUCAGGCCAGGGAGAAGUUUGAAUUGGGGUGGAAGGAAUUACAUUUAGUGAGAGGUGAUGACAUCCUACCUGGCCCAUGCUAGGCGUGUUACAUGAGUGUUCUCAUUUGCUCCUCACUGCCACCUGCAGAGUUAUUAUCCUCAUUUUACAGAUGAGUAAACCGAGGCUCAGAGAGGCUGAGCGAUUUGCCCAGGUGCACAGCUCCAAGAGGCAGGGCUGGGCUUCCAACUCAGGUUUAUGUGACUCCAAAGUCUUGGAUUCUUCCCUCUAAACCGUUGUUGGUCUUAGUUGCCAUUGAGUUCAUACCUACUAAUGGCGACCCCACGUGUGCAGAGUAGAGCUGUGAACCUUCAGAAUCAGAUCACCAGGCCUGUCUUCUGAGGUGCCCCUGGGUGGGUUCGAACUUCCAACCUUUCAGCCAGUAAAUAGUUGAGCACUUAACUGUUCGCACCACCCGGGGGCUUUUCUCUAAACAAGUGGCUCUUAACCUUUUUGGGGUCACCAACCCCAGGGAGAAUCUGAAAAAAUCUGUAGACUCUCUUCCUCUAAAAAUGCCAGUGGUUAUCAACCAUUUCUGGGACCCACGGAUGCUGAAGCCCUUCCCUAGGCUUCCUGCCAACCAGGAGGUACAGUCUUAACAUCAGACAUGGUGAAAGUCAGGCCCCAAACACGCCACUUCCAGACAUUGACCCUGCAGAUAUUCACACACAGGAAAAGCUAGGUUUUAUGGGGCCUGAAGCCUGUACAAUUUAGGGGGGCAUCUUUAAUAAAAAGAUUAGAAAAUAAUUAAUACAAAUUUAGGUAUGAAAGAAGAAGCCCAAUCCUAACACAAAAAAAAAGACCAGAUUUACUGGCCUAAAGGAGACUGGAGAAACCCCGAGAGU